Chanos chanos (milkfish) is the source of this 993-nucleotide messenger RNA. It is a transcript of the gene foxr1, whose product is annotated as forkhead box R1. Lineage: Eukaryota; Metazoa; Chordata; Actinopteri; Gonorynchiformes; Chanidae. Gene Ontology annotation, molecular function: sequence-specific double-stranded DNA binding; DNA-binding transcription factor activity. Gene Ontology annotation, cellular component: nucleus. The transcript is spliced from 6 exons. The record is from RefSeq and is a predicted model, not a curated record. Gene Ontology annotation, biological process: regulation of DNA-templated transcription. Bases 1 to 993 code for a protein of 330 amino acids.
AUGUUUCUCCAGCUCCCAGCGGGGAGUAGAUUCUUAGAUCUACAUUUCACCACAGGUUUAAAUGACUGGGACAUGAGUGAAGAAAUCAAAUUAACCACGACAACUGACCAGUUCUAUCAAGACGAGAAGCGAAAUGACCAAUACUUGGCACAGUGGCACUACGCAAGAAUCUCACGAAGAACUUUAUUGGGAACAGACAAUUUAUGCCAGUACACCCAGGAUUCAAAAGAGUCUGAAAUACAACCUAACCUAUGGUUGAUGGUGAAUCCUACCUUGGUGUGCUCGAUUAAGUACCCUCACAGAGCAACCAAGGUAUCAAGCCCUGCACCGUUGACGGCAGAAGCGCCUGUUAGCAGCCUUGCCACACCUCCCUGUUUAGAAAGCUUGCAUUCGCUUUCUCCCCCCGAGACAACUUGUCUGGAUGAGUCCACACGUAAUUCUUCUUUCUCAAGCGAGUACCUGGUCACAGAUGAAGAUGACGCAUCCUCGGUAGACAUUCCCGUUUGCCGGAAGGUGAAAACGGCUAGGAAGGCGAGGAUUUCCAAGGACGCUGUGCGUAAACUCAGCCUGCUGCAGAGUAAGCGCUUGCAGAGGGUUCUACAAGACAGCAACAACCUGAAGAGCGGGGCGUGGCCCCGACCGCCCGUCAAUUAUUGCAUCCUCAUCGCCAUGGCGCUCAGCAGCAGUCGCAGUGGAAGCCUCAACGUCCAGCAGAUCUACAACUUCACCAGAGAGCACUUCCCUUUCUUCCUGACCGCUCCGGACGGCUGGAAAAACACCAUCCGGCACAAUCUGUGCUUCAGCAACAGCUUCAAAAAGACCCCGCAGCAGGUGUCCAGCGAGGGGAGGAGGAAGUCCUGUUUAUGGCACCUGACGCUGGACGGGAGACGACGGCUAAGGAACGAAAUUCACACCCUCACCGGAGACUCGCUCAGAAUGCUAAAGAGAAGCAUGACCUAUCCAGAUAUGAUUCAGACAUUGUUUGAUCUGUGA